GUAUAUCCCGCUAUCCGCGCCCGCUAAAAACAAUCGGUUCAGGGUAGGCAACGCCAAGUAGGCAAGGAGACCGGUGCCACAGUUAACGGAUCAUAGCCGGAAGCCCGGGAAAUGAAUAUGAAAGAGUCCGUACUUUUUCUCACCCACUAUCCGAAGCUUCCUCCCCUUCACUCUCUUUUUCCUUAACAUUCCUCUAUCUAUACAAACUGCACACAUAUGGCUUCAAUUUUUUUUUUUUGCCUCCCUGUUUUCGCGCACGGGCAAGAAAUGCGAAAAUUUACCUCCAAAGUUGGGGGAAAACCCGUCUUCACAAUCUGCCACUGCUUCACGCCAAUAUCUUCUUUUCCUCCUCUCACAAAUGUGUCGUUUCUGAUUUUACAAGAUUUCUAAUGGCUGAAGGUGGAAUUUGAAGGUGCACGUGUCAUUGCUAAAAGUCAGUGUAUUUAGACAAUGUCAGGCUCUGUGAAAGCAUUGGAACCAGCAUUUCAGGGAGCAGGCCAAAGAGUAGGUACUGAGAUUUGGAGAAUUGAAAAUUUUCAGCCAGUUCCUUUGCCAAAAUCUGAUUAUGGUAAAUUCUACUCAGGCGACUCUUACAUCGUCUUGCAGACAACUUCCGGUAAGGGAGUCACUUAUUUGUUUGAUAUACACUUUUGGCUGGGAAAAGAUACUAGCCAGGAUGAAGCUGGAACAGCUGCAAUUAAAACUGUAGAACUUGAUACAAUGCUUGGAGGACGAGCAGUGCAACACAGAGAAAUUCAAGGUCAUGAAUCUGAUAUGUUCUUAUCCUACUUCAAACCAUGCCUUAUACCAUUAGAAGGGGGUGUUGCAUCUGGAUUUAAGACACUAGAAGAGGGAGAAUUUGAAACAUGCUUAUAUGUGUGCAAGGGAAAAAGAGUUGUCAGGAUGAAGCAGGUUCCGUUCUCUCGUUCCUCACUAAAUCAUGAUGAUGUCUUCAUUCUGGAUACAAAAGAGAAGAUAUAUCAGUUCAAUGGUGCAAACUCCAACAUUCAGGAAAGGGCCAAAGCAUUAGAAGUAGUCCAGUUUUUGAAGGACACUCAUCACAGUGGAGUUUUUAUGGUUGCCAUUGUAGAAGAUGGAAAUCAAGCUGAACCCGACUCUGGUGAAUUCUGGGAGCAUUUUGGUGGGUUUGCUCCAAUUUGUAGGAAAGUUGCUGGUGAAGAAGAUAUUAUUCCAGAGAAAACUCCUCCUAAACUCUUCUGCAUUGCAGAUGGUCAACUCAAUCCCGUGGAUGGCGAACUUUCCAAAUCUAUUUUGGAAAGUACCAAAUGCUAUUUAUUGGAUUGUGGCGUGGAGAUAUUUGUUUGGGUUGGGCGUGUUACUCAACUGGAUGAGAGAAAAGUUGCCACUCAAGCUGCAGAGGAAUUCUUUGUCAGUCAAAAUAGACCCAAAUCAACCAAAUUUACUCGGCUCAUUCAAGGUCAUGAGACACAUUCAUUUAAGUUUGAAUUUGAUUCUUGGUCGUCUGAAUCAACAUCUGCACCUGAGGAAGGAAGAGGAAAAGUUGCAGCUUUCCUAAAGCAACAAGGUGGUGGCAUCAAAGCUUCAAGCAAAAGUGCACCUACAAAGGAGGAAGUUCCCCCUCUACUUGAUGGAGGUGGGAAAAUAGAGGUUUGGUGCAUCAAUGAAAAUGGAAAGACUCCAGUUUCCGAAGAAGAUGUUGGUAAAUUUUACAGUGGAGAUUGCUUUAUAGUUCUAUACUCCUAUCACUCUCAUGAUAAGAAAGAAGAUUAUUACCUUUGCUGGUGGAUCGGGAAGGAUAGUGUUGAGGAGGACCGGAUAAUGGCAGCUGAAAUGGUCACGAAAAUGUUCAAAUCACUAAAAGGGAGACCCGUUAUGGGUCGGAUAUUUCAAGGGAAAGAGCCACCCCAAUUUGUUGCCAUAUUCCAGCCCAUGGUGGUCCUUAAGGGUGGAUUAAGCUCUGGAUACAAGAAUUACAUUGCAGACAAAGGUUUAAAUGAUGAAACUUAUACUGCUCAUUCAGUUUCUCUUGUCCGGAUAUCAGGAACAUCUGUCCAUAAUAAUAAAGCUGUUGAAGUUGAUGCAAUGGCAACGUCACUCAACUCUAAUGAAUGCUUUCUUCUUCAAUCUGGCUCAAUGUUCAUUUGGCACGGAAUUCACAGUACUUAUGAGCAGCAACAACUAGCUGCAAAGAUUGCUGAAUUCUUGAAGCCAGGGGUGUCAGUGAAACACACUAAAGAAGGAGCUGAGAUAUCAGCUUUCUGGUCUGCUCUUGGUGGUAAAGAAAGCUACACUAGCAAGAAGGCACCUCCAGAGGUUACGUUCCGUGAUCCCCACAUGUUCACAUAUUCCAUCAACAGAGGUAAAUUUGAGGUCAGGGAAGUGUACAACUUUUCUCAAGACGAUCUUUUAACUGAGGAUGUCUUGAUACUGGACACACAUGCUGAAGUCUUUAUUUGGAUUGGUCAGUUGGCUGACUCCAAUGAGAAGCAAACUGCUUUUGAAAUUGGGCAGAAAUACAUUGGGAUGGCCUCAUCUUUGGAAGGACUGUCCCCUAAUGUUCCACUGUAUAAAGUCACAGAGGGAAAUGAACCAUGCUUCUUCACCACAUUCUUUUCUUGGGAUCCUGCAAAAGCUUUUGCACAUGGAAACUCAUUCCAGAAGAAGGUUAUGUUACUCCUCGGUGCAGGUCAUGCUGUGGAGGGAGCAUGCAAUCAAGAUGGGCCAACACAAAGGGCUUCAGCUUUGGCUGCUCUGAACUCUGCAUUUAAUUCGACUUCUUCAUCUAAACCUUCUUCUCCGAGACCAGUAGGGGCAAGUCAGGGAUCACAAAGGGCAGCUGCUAUAGCUGCUUUAUCUUCUGUUCUUACAGCUGAAAAUAAGCAGACACCCAUCAAAAGCUCUUCAGCAGAAUUAAGUCCUACAGCUGGAACAGAAAAUGAAAAGGCUUCUGCCAACAUUGAAGAUUCUGAAGUAUCUCCUGAAGUUAAUGAAGAGGAUGAUGAUGAAGGGAGGCCUGAAAAAGAGCAAGAUGGAGAUGAUAGUGAAAGCAAUCUUCCCAUAUUCAGUUAUGAACAACUAAAGGUCAAAUCUGAAAAUCCCGCAACUGGAAUCGACUAUAAACAGAGAGAGUAUUAUCUGUCCGAUGAGGAAUUCGAGGCAGUCCUAGAAAUGCCAAAGGAAGCCUUCUACAAGUUGCCAAAAUGGAAACAAGAUCAGCUUAAGAAGAGAGUUGAUCUCUUUUAGGAACCAAGAGUUAAAGCCAUUAGCUUCCUCCACUUGAUCAUUUACACAGCUGACAUGGGUUAUUAUAUUACCAUAAUUGAACAACCUCUUUUAUAUGUCCAUUAUACAAGUAUUUCUUUUGAUAUUUGAAAUACUUCUUUUCUUUUUCUUUCAAUGUUUUGAAAUGCCGUCUUGUAGAGCUGCUGUGUAUUACAUGAUGGUAUGAAGAUUGUAGUUGCUUUGGAUGGAGUGUCCAGAUGUGUUAGUAAUGGAAGCGAUAGAAAAGUGUAACAUACACAACCAUGAUUUCAUGAGGCCGAAUUAGUCUUCAACUUCCUUGGGGUAAAGAUAUUGGGUCCAGUUUCAUUAGUCGGCAAUUCGGCAUUAGUCUCAUUCUUCUUUUUCUUCCUGGAGGCAAAGCUACCAGGAACAAUAUAAUGAGGCAAGAUAUGUGGAUUACAAUUGGAGGGAGGAAGAUGAGACACUCAAAAGAUCGAAACCUUCAGAGCAAUUUGUGAAUUUUUCUUCUACGAUUUCUUGUUUUGAUUAUUUGUUGUAUGUGUCACAUGUAAAAAGAUCAUUUACACAAUUGAAUUGGUAGAUUUUCACAGCAAAUAAAUACGGAGUAAUAUAUUUAAAUCAUUUU
Molecule: messenger RNA, 3850 nt
Organism: Cuscuta epithymum
Lineage: Eukaryota; Viridiplantae; Streptophyta; Magnoliopsida; Solanales; Convolvulaceae
Source: the annotation of a GenBank genome assembly